CCCAGUUAUAAAGCUCAAAGAAGAAGUUCAGGCGACGUCAGCAGUAAAGCAAACGCUGGUCUGUCAUGGCGUCAGGAGUGGAUCAAACAGUCGGUAUGAGCCUGGUCGUCUUCAGCCUCCUUUUGUUUACGUAUUACUCAGUUUGGGUCAUCGUCCUGCCGUUCGUUGACGGCGAUCACAUUCUGCACAAGUAUUUUCUUCCUCAGGAGUUUUCAGUCAUUCUGCCCGGAGCUGCAGCCGUGAUCAUGCUGCUCUGUAUAGGAGCCUUCACUGCCGUGAUCAUGUGGAAAAGUGGCAAACCAAAGAAGGUGGACUGAUGUGGCAACGUUAGCACGACUGUAGCUUUAAAGUUAAAUGAACAAACAAAAAACAACUUCCGCCCCCACAAAUAAACCCCUCCUCCGUUCUUUAACAGUAGCUGCGGGAUGAAGACGCUGAUACUUUCAAGGUUAUAUAUUUUUCUAAAAACAAAGUGUCUGCCGUAUGUCGAUGUCUUAUUUUCAUUUCCUGUGUUUUAUUUGUAAAAAAAGAAGAAAACAUUUGACUAAUUUGAAGAUAAAAUACCAUCACCUUGAUCGUAUGAAUUUUAUUUGUUGUUCUUUAGCCCAGAAUGAGCCUUUAGUCGGCCAUUUUGUUUUUACAGUAGCCUACAAGGGACAAACUAAACAUCUAAACAAUGUCACUCAAUCUUACAUGCUGUAUCUUUAAAGACACAGUGACUUUAAAGGAAUAUUUAAAAAUGAAUAUUCUCAGAUAUGUUUGUUACUAAACACAACAUUGUAUUUCUGAUAUUUGGGCCACUGAAACGUGAGCAUUUCCAAGGUUAUUGAACGCAGCACGGGUACGGACACGUGUAAAUACUGUGACAUAAUGUAUGUAAUGUGUAGGAGUGAGUUUUUUACUAGAGUGUGACUGUGGUUCUUCUUCUCUGCUCAAUAAAAUGUUGAAAGAAAAACAAAA
This is a messenger RNA of Solea senegalensis (Senegalese sole), 960 nucleotides long. RefSeq names its product dolichyl-phosphate mannosyltransferase subunit 2, regulatory (gene dpm2). The record is from RefSeq and is a predicted model, not a curated record. Gene Ontology annotation, biological process: GPI anchor biosynthetic process. NCBI's taxonomy places the organism in Eukaryota, Metazoa, Chordata, Actinopteri, Pleuronectiformes, Soleidae. Gene Ontology annotation, molecular function: enzyme regulator activity. Gene Ontology annotation, cellular component: dolichol-phosphate-mannose synthase complex; endoplasmic reticulum membrane. The coding region runs from base 66 to 317 and encodes 83 amino acids. The transcript has 4 exons.